AAAAAUUCAGUCAUACCGGACAGGCCUGACGACCGGCAGCGGGCGACGCCACGACGGUCACAGCGAAGCAGAGCAACCCACCUCCGUGACCGCACCAAUGGCGUCCACCUCUUGCUCCUCGCCGCUCACCUCCACCGCGGCCCUCUCCGCCUCCCAGCCGGCUCCCCCCUCCUCUAAGCGCUUCCUCCCCUUCCCGUCCCGCCCGCCGCGCCCCGGGACCCGCCUCCGCGCGGGCUCCCUCAGGGAGUGGAGCGAGUUCGAGGACGCCGUCGAGAGCAAGGACCUCUCCCGCGCGCUCCGCUUCCUGCAGUCCGUGGAGCCCGCGUCUUAUCCGGAAGCGGCCAGGAAUGCGGCUACGCAGGUGGCUCUCCCCCUGUCGCCGGGGCGGGACUGGGAGGUGCUGGACACCUGCAUCGACGCAGAUGACAUGCGGCUCGUCGGCCGGGCGUACCAGUUCCUCUCCGACCGCGGGGUCCUCGCCAACUUCGGCAAGUGCAAGAACAUAGUUCUGGAGGGACCGAGAGAAGUUACGCCGACAAUUUUAAAGGAGAUGACAGGCCUGGAAGCUGCAAAGCUUGCACCAAAGAAGUGGGGUCUCUCAGGAAAUUCUCGUUAUGUUCUGGCUACUUUUUUUGGCGGUGCAUCUUUUCUACUAACCCAAGGAGUGGAUGUACGGCCUAACUUGGCUGCGAUAUUGGCGUUAGCAACCGGAGAUGCACUUUUUCUUGGUGGUACUUGUGCUGCACAAAUCUCAUGUUUCUGGCCUCCAUACAAGCGCAGAGUCCUUGUACAUGAAGCCGGACAUCUUCUUACUGCUUAUCUAAUGGGCUGCCCCAUACGAGGAGUCAUCCUGGAUCCUUUUGUGGCACUGCGGAUGGGCAUUCAAGGCCAGGCAGGAACACAGUUCUGGGACGCAAAAAUGGAGAAAGAACUUGGUGAGGGUCAUCUGUCUAGUACAGCAUUUGACAGAUACUGCAUGAUUCUGUUUGCUGGAAUCGCCGCAGAAGCACUUGUAUACGGGGAGGCAGAAGGAGGAGAAAAUGACGAGAAUUUAUUCAGGAGUUUGUGUGUUCUGCUCGAUCCUCCGCUUUCUGUCGCACAGAUGGCAAAUAGAGCUCGCUGGUCAGUGAUGCAGUCUUACAACCUCCUGAAGUGGCACAAGAAAGCACAUAGAGCUGCCGUCAAAGCACUUGAAAGCGGACAUGGUCUCAGCAUCGUCAUUAGGAGGAUCGAAGAAGCCAUCGCCUCCGACAGAUAGCUGGGAAUGUUGAUAUCUUACACGUAUUCCUGCCGAUAAGGUUUACUUACUGAGAGGUUUCAGCAAUGCAAAGAAGUUGACGCACACAAGAAAUCUUGCUACUUGCUGAGGCAAGAAGUGGAGUGAAGCUGGGACUGCACGCGCUCUUCAAUGAAAUCAUAACCAUAAUAUAGUAUGGCUCGUCGAUCCAUUGAUGUGGUUUAAGGAGGAAAAGGAUCAUCUGAUGCAUGUGUAGCCAGAUGAGCUCCCGUGGAAAUUUGCAAGCUGGGAAAAAGCUAUGUGCUUGGUGUUGUUGCCAGUAUGCCAUAAAUGUGCAUAUACAUAGGAGAUGUAAAGAAGUGAUGAUGAUGAAUAUUUUUUUGUACGUUUGACAAAUAUAAACAUAGGUAACAAUAGAUAUACAUA
Triticum urartu is the source of this 1663-nucleotide messenger RNA. Its product is annotated as ATP-dependent zinc metalloprotease. Gene Ontology annotation, molecular function: metalloendopeptidase activity; ATP-dependent peptidase activity; ATP binding. The record is from RefSeq and is a predicted model, not a curated record. Gene Ontology annotation, biological process: proteolysis. Lineage: Eukaryota; Viridiplantae; Streptophyta; Magnoliopsida; Poales; Poaceae.